GGUCUCUGACCGCGAGGUGGAAGCUUGUAGAAAUGGGACGCCGGUCAUCAGAUACUGAAGAAGAAAGCAGAAGCAAGAGAAAAAAGAAACACCGUAGACGGUCAUCUUCAAGUAGUUCUUCAGACAGUAGAACAUACAGCCGAAAGAAAGGUGGAAGGAAGUCAAGGUCAAAGUCAAGGUCUUGGUCCAGAGAUCGUCAGCCUCGCUCACAUUCUUAUGAUAGAAGACGCAGGCAUCGAUCAAGCAGUAGCUCUUCGUAUGGCUCUAGAAGAAAACGAAGUCGAAGCCGUUCAAGGGGGCGAGGGAAAUCCUAUAGAAUUCAGAGGUCUAGGUCAAAAAGCAGAACAAGAAGGUCCAGGUCAAGACCUCGUCCACGUUCCCAUAGUCGAAGCAGCGAAAGGUCCAGUCACAGAAGAACCCGUAGUCGGUCUCGGGACAGAGAACGACGUAAAGGCAGAGAUAAGGAGAAAAAAGAAAAAGAGAAGGAUAAAGGCAAGGACAAGGAAUUGCACAACAUCAAACGGGGGGAACCUGGAAACAUCAAAGCUGGAUUAGAACAUCUGCCACCAGCUGAGCAGGCCAAAGCUAGACUACAGCUGGUUCUUGAAGCUGCUGCAAAAGCUGAUGAAGCACUGAAAGCCAAAGAAAGAAAUGAAGAAGCAGCAAAGAGAAGAAAGGAGGAAGACCAAGCCACCCUGGUAGAACAAGUAAAAAGAGUAAAAGAAAUUGAAGCCAUUGAAAGUGAUUCUUUUGUUCAGCAGACAUUCAGAUCAAGUAAAGAAGUCAAAAAGUCAGUGGAACCUAGUGAAGUGAAGCAUGCAACUGCAGCGUCAGGACCAGCAUCAGUAGUUGCUGAUCCACCCAGUAAUGAAAAAGAAAUAGACCCCAGCAGCAUCCCUACUGCUAUCAAGUACCAAGAUGACAAUUCUCUGGCCCAUCCAAAUUUAUUUAUUGAGAAAGCUGAUGCUGAGGAAAAGUGGUUCAAGAGAUUAAUUGCUCUCCGACAAGAGAGGCUCAUGGGCAGUCCUGUGGCCUAAGUAAUAUAUGUGUGGUUGAAUUAACAGUAACAUUGGAAAUUUAGGUUUUUAAAUCCCAAUAUUAAUUUUUUACUCUUAAAAAGAAUUUAGCUGAUUAUAUAAUUUAUAAAGGUAAUCUCAUUUCAUUUUUUUCUCAUGUAGGCUUGAAUAUUUGUUAAUUUGAAUUUAAUCAAACAUUGUAAAUGUUAAAAGUAGUGUAAAAUUUAAGAAUGCAUGAAAAUGUCAUACUGUUAAUAAAGCUAAUCCUAAAAAUAUCAGUGUUAAAAUAAAUGGUACACAGUAGUGUUUCUGAGUAUAAUUUGAAAAAUAUCAAGUUGUUGUUUAAAAACACAAUUUUGAUUAAUCAUGCAUAUAUAAGAAUCAAACUAUAUGCUAUAAAUAUGAGAUUUCAUCUUCCAUGUAUUAUGAAACCAUUUUUUAAUUUUUUAUUUCACCUUAUUGCAAAAUUUUAGACACAAUAAAAAGCACUCUUAACAAUCUAAGCAGAAUGAGCAUGUUAAUCUUAAAGGGAUUUCUUAAAAAUUAAAUAAAUUGAUGAUUUAUUGCUUAGAGAUCAGGUUUUACUAGGUGCUCCUUUGAAACAUGUAAGCGGAUCCCAGCUCAUUCUUUUAGAAAUCACAUGUUCAUGCCAGACCUAACCGGUUGGCCAAAUACUCACAAUGGAAAAAUCGUUUCUGAGAAACCUGGUAAGAGCUCUCACUUCAGUCUUUCUUAACCAGCUGCUAUUCCCUGCGGAGGAAGCCAGCUAAUUGUAAUUUUGAUAAGACUGUCUAUCAUUGUAGAAUACCUUUCUGUAGAAGCUGAAUGAAAAUCAACUAUGCGUUCCAUACUAACAUGCCAGAGAUAAGGGCUUUUAGGCCUUGCCUUACAAAACUAGUUUUUAACAGCUGACAUGAAUAUUUCCCUUUUCUAUUUUGUUCUGUCUGGUCUCACUCUGAUUUAGUCUCUAUGAAGACUGUACCUCAGAACACAAGAUAAACAUGUAGAGUUCUUGGGAUAAGAUUACCAAUGUAUAGGACAUUUUAAUGCCAUCUUUUUUAUAUUUCUAAAACUGUUAAAAUUCUAAUCCCUGUUAAAAAUGAAAAAUAUAAAGAUCUUACACUCAGUUGCAAAAAGUAUGGAAAAUAGACUGAUGACAAAAUACUUGUUUUCAUACAAACAUGUUUCCACAGUCUAAAUAAAUGCUAAUUAUUUUGUUUUCUUUAACUUUAAGUAAAAGUGCCCAGUAUGGACCCAUGUUUGUGUGGUUUUUAAUGUAGACAUAACAAACUUUUAGUGACUUAAAAAAGGGUUUCACUGGACAGAUACAUGCAAAAAAAUGAAAGUAGAGGGCCAGCUCGGGGUUCGCAGGUUCGGAUCCCGGGCGCACACCGACACACUGCUUGUCAGGCCAUGCUGUGGCAGCAUCCCAUAUAAAGUAGAGGAAGAUGGGCAUUUAUGUUAGCCCAGGGCCAAUCUUCCUCAGCAAAAAGAGGAGGAUUGGCUUCGGAUGUUAGCUCAGGGCCAGUCUUCCUCACCAAAAAAAAAAAAAAAAAGGAAAGUAGACCAUUAUCUUACACUAUAAGCAAAAAGUAACUCAAAUGGAUUAAAGAUUUGAAUGUAAGAACUGAACCCAUAAAACUCCUAGAAGAAAACAUAGGCAGUGCACUCUGUGACAUUGGUCUUAGCAGUAUCUUUUUGAAUAUCAUGCCUCCUCAGGCAGGAGAAACAAAAGAAAAAAUAAACAAGUGGGAUUACAUCAGACUAAAAAGCUUCUGCACGGCAAAGGAAACCAUCAACAAAAUGAAAAGACAACCCACCAACUGGGAGAAAAUAUUUGCAAAUUAUAUAUCUGACAAGGGGUUAAUUUCCAAACUACAUAAAGAACUCAUAUAACUCACAACGAAAAAACGAAAAACCCAAUCAAAAAUUGGGCAGAGGGUAGGAACAGAUAUUUUUCCAAAGAAGAUAUACAGAUGGACAAAAGGCACAUGGAAAGAUAUUCAGCAUCACUAAUUAUUAGGGAAAUACAAAUCAAAACCACAUUAGAUAUCACCUCACACCUGUCAGAAUGACUACAAUUAACAACACAUGAAACAACAAGCGUUGGAGAGGAUGUGGAGAGAAGGGGACUCUCAUAUACUGCUGGUGGGAACACAAACUGGUGCAGCCACUAUGCAAAACAGUAUGGAGAUUUCUCAAAAAAUUAAAAAUAGAAAUACCAUAUGAUCCAGAUAUUCCACUUCUGGGUAUUUAUCCAAAGAACAUGAAAACAGUAAUUCAAAAAGAUAUAUGUACCCCUAUAUUCAUCACAGCAUUAGUCACAAUAGCCAAAACUUGGAAGCAACCCAAGUGCCUAUCAAGGGGUGAAGGGAUAAAGAUGUGGUAUAUAUAUACAAUGGAAUAACAGCCACAAAAAAGACAAAAUACUGCUAUUUGCAACAACAUGGAUGGACCUUGUGUAUUACGCUAAGCAAAAUAAGUAAGACAAAGACAAAUACCGUAUGAUUUCACUCAUGUGGAAGAUAAACACAUAGAUAAGGAGAACGGAAUGGUGGUUACCAGAGGGGGAAAGGGUGAGGGAGGGCAA
This is a messenger RNA of Diceros bicornis minor, 3606 nucleotides long. It is a transcript of the gene RSRC1, whose product is annotated as arginine and serine rich coiled-coil 1. The coding region runs from base 33 to 1037 and encodes 334 amino acids. Lineage: Eukaryota; Metazoa; Chordata; Mammalia; Perissodactyla; Rhinocerotidae. The record is from RefSeq and is a predicted model, not a curated record. Gene Ontology annotation, cellular component: cytoplasm; nucleus. Gene Ontology annotation, biological process: alternative mRNA splicing, via spliceosome. The transcript is spliced from 10 exons.